Oncorhynchus kisutch (coho salmon) is the source of this 7443-nucleotide messenger RNA. RefSeq names its product ataxin-7. The transcript has 13 exons. Lineage: Eukaryota; Metazoa; Chordata; Actinopteri; Salmoniformes; Salmonidae. The record is from RefSeq and is a predicted model, not a curated record. Bases 890 to 3571 code for a protein of 893 amino acids.
AAUGUUCCUAUUAAGGCUGUUAAUUACUUAUGCUGUGCUUUUGCCAGCUUCAUUGGAAGACAUGGCUGGCCAGCUAGUUAGCUAGCAAGCUUACUUGGGCUAGCGCUAAUGUUAGACGCUCUUCGAUUGAUUGCAAAAUUAGCUACAUUUUGGUGAGAUGGGCAUCUUUUACAGCUAAUUUCACAGUCAGAUGAUAUAUUUUGUGUUUGAAUCUGUAGUUAUGUCAUGAGUUAUGUCAUGUUAUUCACUUGGUUUUAAGUGAUGCAAUCUGGAAUCCAACAUUCCCAGAGCUAACGUUAGCUAGGCAACUGUCAAUUUGCCCAUGGUGUCAAUCUGAGAUGCAAGUACAGUCCCUAACUAAUAUAAUACUAGUAUCUAAUAUACUAAUACCAGAACCAGUAUCUGGGCAGAGGAGACGAUGAAUAUGACGAGUUCAUCAUCUCCUCUGCCCAGAUAUUGGUUCAACUAAUACCUAGCUACCAUAUAGCUAUGUUGUUUAGCUAACUAGUUAACUUCACAUAGACAUAACGUGAACGUGUUUAACUUCUGUUUCUGGCAAGCUGUUGGCUACUUGGCCAACUAGUUUUUUUCUGCCCUAUUUUAGCAGCUAACUUUAAUUAAUUUGUGCAAAUGUAGGGUAAUUCGACAAAUUGUUGAACUUGUGAACAUAAUCGUUGAGGGAUGUGCACUUCACAGUACAAUGUCAAUGCCACCAUCAGCUGUCAGAUGACAAGUGUCAUUUUUUUCUUUUUUCCCCUCGAUGAGCCACUAUUAAACAUGAAUUCCUUCCACAACUUGUGUGGAGCGACCAGAGAUCACCCAAACCGAUGAGGUUUUACUGAUCCAGUUAAGAUUGUGUUCCCUUUUCCACAUUUGACAAGCGGAAAGAAUGUCGGAAAGGGCCGAUGAUGACGUCAGGGGGGAGCAGCGCAGAGUGGCCAGGCAGCUGAAGCAGCAACAGCAGCAGAUCCAGCGGGGAGAAGGCUCCACAGCAAUGGCGACUGGUGCGGAGCGCAGAUCCAUGCCUAGUCCAGAAAUAAUGUUGGGACAGCCUUGGAGCAGCUGGGUCGAUGCUGCCAAACUCCCCGGCAACGACGGUGCCGAAUCAGAGGAAAGUUUGAAAGAGUUCGGGAAAAAUCGAGAAGCCAUGCGACUGUGCAGAGAUGACAUGCCCAUAUUUGGCCAGUGUCCAGCACAGGACGACUUCUACCUGGUGAUGUGCAGCCACUGCAGUCAGGUGGUGAAGCCCCAGGCCUUCCAAGCACACUAUGAGAGAAGACACAACUCGUCCAGUAAGCCCACCUCCACCUUAGCCCCCUCCUCAGCCUUCUCCCUGACCGCUCUGUCUCGGAGCAGGAGCAGUGGGCCGGUUGGUGGGGGUGUCAGUGGGGGCGCCAUGGGCCGCUCUUCCAGUGGGACGAGCACCUCGUCCAACUCCAAAAUCCUCAAAACAGCCAAAGAGAAGCUACCAGGCAUCCAGCAGAGACCUCACUUCCCUCCCUUCAGGGUGCUCAACGACAAGGUCCUGACCCCUGCAGUCAAAGUGGAGAAGAUGCGUCUGAAGGUGGAUUCGUCAGCCAAGCUGGUGCAGGUUCCCUCGGCCCAUUUAUCGUCCUCUUCCUCCAGCAGCACUGUGAGCUCCUCGUCACCCCUGAAGCCAGGCCUUAACUGUCCCUCCAUACCAAAGGCUCCCCUGCUUGCCCCCGGCCAGAUCCCCAACGGCAAGGGCCACCUCUCCCUCUCUGCCCUGGAAAAGAAGCAGGACAACAGCACCAGUAGCAGACAACACCUCUACAAGAGACUGUCAGAACGUGAGUUUAAUCCAGAUAUCCACUGUGGGGUCCUGGAUAUGACAGCUCGGAAGCCAUGCACACGAUCCCUAACAUGCAAGACACAUUCCCUAAGCCAGCGGAGGGCAGUGCUGGGCCGGAGGAAACGAUUCGACACACUGUUGGCAGAGCACAAAAGCAAAGCCCGGGAACGGGAACUGCAGCACCCCCACCCCCUGCAGACCACCCCUCUCAGGGAACCCCAUCCCUCCCCCUCACGGCUCGCCCCCCACCACGACGCCCACCAGGUCGCUCAUGGCAACGGAGCCACCGACGCCACCAAGCCUUUGGCGUUUGGCAAGCCCAAACCUCACAAUCUUGGUCUUCCACGGCUGAACAGCAUUAUCUCUGAUGGAGGUGGGGGUACCCCGGGAGACCCCCACCACGCUACGUCCGCUCCUGACGGGGGCUCCCGCCUGUCCAGUGACGAGGGGGAGAACGAUGAGCGGGAGGAGGGCACAGACAAACUGGACUGUCACUAUUCAGGUUACCACCCACGGCCGGCAGCUUUUUGUACCUUUGGAAGUCAACUGUUUGGGAGAAGCUGCUACUCAUUUGACCGGCGCUGGGAUCGAAUGCGAUGUGCUCUUACCGCCAUGAUGGACAAGCACGUCAACACUCAGAUGUGGAAAAAAAUCCCUUUCGCCUUGGAGAACUCCUCCUCUUCUUCUUCCUCUGCGCCGGCCCACAGGACAACCACAAACUCCUUGUCCUCAUCACACGGUAGCGCCCCUGCUUCGGGCUUCCUCAGCCUCUCCUCUGCGCCCCUUCCACCCCCCUACACUCAGUCCUACGACAGCAAGUCUGUGCUCUCGUACGGGACCACCUUAAACGCCCGUGCCUCCCCCCAGGGCGCGGCCGACCACCCUGCCUACAGUGCAGCACAGGCCAGACAAGUGUCUUCGUCGCCCCAGAUGCCUUCAGCCCACUCCUCGGUCCCCUCCCUGUCCUCAGGACGACAGCUCAAGUCCAGAUCCAGUGGCAAGUCCUUCAGACCCCGGGAGUCCUCCUCCACAGCUGCCAUAACCAACUCCACCAGCGGGGGCAGCAGUGGAGGAAGCAGCAGCAGCAGCAGCCUCAGCUCGGGGAAGAAGAGGAAGAACAGCUCCCUCCCUACAUCGUCUCACGCUACCACCUACUCCUCAGAGUCCUCUUCCUCCUCCAACACCACCUCUUCCUCCUUCAAGAAGAACUGCACAGUUCACAGUGGCAGCUCAGGGAGCACGUACCACCAUGCCUCGCUAGUCUCCUCCUCCUCCUCGUCUCACAGUGGCGUCCACAGUGUGGGACUCAACUGUGGCCCCAACGCCCGGACCAACUCCCUCAGUCUGAAGGCAGAGCCGUCGGGGCCAGCGGGAUUGUCGGGGCCCGGGGUCAGAGGCCCCCCCUCGGGCAGCCCGGCCGAGUCCAUCAAGAGGAUGAGUGUAGUGAUGAACAGCAGUGACUCCACCCUCUCCCUGGGGCCCUUUGUCCACCAGGCCCCAGAGCACCACAUCAGCUUCAGCCAUGCCCACAACGACGGCCGCCUAGAGGGGAAGAAACGCAAGGGCUCCCCCGCUGUCGGCUCCAUCAACAGUGGAGGAGGUGGUGGUUUAGGGGGCGGUGGCGGGGGGCCGGGCAGGCCCAAAGUGGCAAAGUCUCCAGCCAUCAACAACAUCCACAGCAAACAUGGACGCACAAUCCCAGGAGCCACGGGGCUCACCAACAACUCCCUCAUCCAUCAGCCAAAGGCCCGCCCCUGACAGCGAUGGCUGGGUUCUCUGUAUGGAACCGAGGGGCGGAUGAAGAGGAGGCAAUCUGUGCACUGCUCUGGACUGCACAAGGCCUUCUAAUACGUUACUCUCAGCUUCCCAAGAUCCUCAGGGUGGAGGUGAUCUGGACAGCCUAGUGACGUCACUGUUAUCGUCUAUAGUGUAACUAUUCCUCCCAAAGCCAUGUAGGAGCACCGUGUGGAGGUGGCAGGCGUUAACACCCGGAGUGGGUCACACUUGGCCCCCUGUCAGUCAGGGUACCGAGGUAGAUCUUCCUAUGGGGAAGACAGGAGAGAAAAGUAGGGAGUAGGAGCCUGUCUGCCCUUUGACCUAUUGUUGAAAUUCCAGAGGUACGGAGGAAGGGAAAAGUGCUGGCACAACAGCCAUGGCACUGCCCACCAACCAUCAUGACGCAGAGCCACUGGGAUUGACUGGAGAGCUCUCAAGCCGCAAUCUGUUGUGUGUGUGUGUGUGUGUGUGUGUGUGUGUGUGUGUGUGUGUGUGUGUGUGUGACUAGAUUCUACUGGAAAUUCAAAUGUACACCUCCACGCCUGAACUCAGAAGCCUUGGAAGGAGAGGGCAGGAUAAGGAAAAACUGUCAGUUGCAACACUUCGAACACAAUCACAUUGUUGUUUUUUUAAUGCUUCCACUACAUUUUGUCGGUUGGUUUUAAUCAGUGUGACGUGUACAUAACGUCAGGUUAUGUAUAGUAGCCAGAGAUGAACCACAUGAGGAGCAGAUUCAGUCAAUUCUAUAUGAGUUCCAUACAUGACCCAAACAAUUAUGCAAGUGUUACUUUUUUUUAUGUUUCUUAUGUUUUUCACUGAAUUUAACUACAAAAAUCUGUGUGGAGAAGAAAGUAAAUUGUGCAUGCAUAUGUGAAAAAAGGAUGCCUGAUACGACAAUUUGAUUGAACGGUUGUGAAAGAGGGACUACUUGUCUUGAGGACAAGUGUUAAUUCCUACAAUAUUUUUAUCUUACAAAUGAACGGCUACAGUAGACCUAGCCCUAACUGUGAACAGCACUAAACAAACACAGACCCACUACUUGCUUUAGGACAUUUUAAGUCGGGCUUAUUUUCCCCAAAAGCUAGCCAAAGGCAGCCAUCCGUUUCUCCCACACUAGUCUGUAACCACUACGCCAGCUUUGGCUAUUGGCUAUUAGGAUUUCCAUUCCGGUACCUUCAGUUAUGUCACAAUACAGUUGUCCAUCACACUUGUCCUUCGUCAAAGCACGGAAUCUUAAACUGGCAAUACUUCCCCCUCUGUCUCUCUGAGAUGAGAUGAUGCUCCAUUGCCCCAUCUGUCUCUGAGUUGAUGCUCCUUGGGAUCGUGUUUUCAUGGAGAUGGCUUCAGAGUAGGUUACUACUUUUUGUAACUCCUGUAAAUUUCGUAAACUCCACUGAUGUCAGGCAGCGAGCUUCGCUGAGGAGCCGACUAUUUUCUAUCUUACUUUCGCUUUUUCUUGUAUGAAUUGAACAAAUAUCGAAGUAUCCCUAUUUCAGAAUACAUAUUUUAUUAACGAAUUGUACAUAUUGAAAUAUGUAUUUUUGCACAGGCAUUUUCUUAUACAAUUUUUUGGGGUACAAUUGAGAUCAUUAUUAUUUAUUAAAUGAAAGAACAAGUUUAAGAACUUAACUUAUUUGAAGUGGUUCACUGCCAAGUCUAUAAUGCAAUAGGCCUAUAACUAGAGGUUGAAGCAUCUCAUGAAUCAUGUACUGGGAUCCUUUAAAACAGGGGUGUCAAACUCAAUAUUGCCCCAAGGGCCGCACCCAACGAGGUGAAUGUAGGUGUAUUAUCAUUUCUACACAGUUUCGGUUAGGUUUUAGUCCUUAAAACAGUGUUCCCCAAAUUCGGCCCGGGGGUGGUUUUAUUUGGCCACUCAAGCUUUUUACAUUUUAUUUUCAUUGUUGGACAUAAAAGAUAGUAAAACCACCAGGAAAUCAGCUCCAAGUGAUUUUAAUUUUGGAAAUCUGCUCCGAAGUAUUCCCAUACUGAUCCUAUACACCUGAUCCUAUACACCUGAUCCUAUACAAAUAUAAGCAUGGUUUGAAAGUAUUAUGUUUUAGGCAAACAUGAUAUGAUAUGUUUGGACUUCUUGCGGUCAAUUAGCAAUAUAUAAAUUAUUUUUAUGUAAUUAUGUUCCGGUCCCCUGACCAUCCGCUCAAGAAAAAAUCGGCCCAUGGCUGAAUCACGUCAAUGAUCCUUUGUUUUAAAGUAUAUUGAGUUUUUGUUUUACUCAAAUCACCCACAGGGUGGAUUGGACCCCCCUCAAUGUUUGACACCCCUGCCUUAAAAGGUAGUGUUGCCACGAGCAUGUGUUUGUGUGACAGACAAUACUUUGUUUUUAACUCUCCAAGGUCUCACCUGUGCUUUUGACUAUUUUCAAGUUGCCUCUGAAUCAACAAAGAAAUGAUCAUUUUAUUUGACCCAAAUAGCCUGUGAUUCUGAAAUGUCCCGCAGGCUGAAAGCUGUGCCCGUUGUCUAAGCGAUUUCCAUAGAUUCAAUAAUUUACCUUUUUAGACGAAGACCUUGUAACAUUUCAUAAUUUGAAACACUUUCCCUUAAAGCUGAAGGGACUUAAGCAAUCAUUAAAGCAAGGAAGAUGAACCCUUCAAACAGUGAAACUGCUUGCAUCAUUGUUGCCAAACAUAAUUUGAAGCACAGCGUUUUAAGGAAAUUCUUAGUUUGCAGCUUUCAGAAAUGCUGAAAUAAGAAAGUGCCUGCAUUUGUUUCACACUGACUGUUUAAGGACAGAACUUUUUUUCAUUUUUAGUUUUACCUUACUUGAAUGUUCAAAGUGUUUUAGGAGCUUGCUUUUAAAAUAUGCCUAUGAACCCUAAAUGUGGUAAAAACCUGAUUUAGCUUGUCAGCUAGCUGGUAUGAAGUACUUCGGGCUCUAUUCAAUCCGUAUCGCAGAAGUUCAGUUAUAUCGUGAUUGAAAUUUAAAAGCAAUGUUCCCGCAUUAGCGGUAAACUCUGCAUGUUUGCCUGGCUACCCAAACUCCUUGCUCCAGGUAACUGCUAUGCCACACCCACAUAUGUUUGUUUCUUCUCCGCAAUGAUCUGGAUCUGAGUACCUCCCUGACGAUUUCUAGAACGUAAACAAAAAACUAAACGUGCACCCCUUUGUUCUGAGGAUGGGAAACGCUGUUCUAACCGUUCUGGUCCAGAGCCAGAACACGUGGGUAAUGCAAUGUUUGGAAAUUCGACAUUGGCUUUGAUACUCUAAUUGGGUAGAGAUGAUCCAAUCGCUGAGGACUUUUUGUACAACACCAAAUGACCUCAAUGAUGGUAGUCUCGUACUGAAGUAUGUAGCGAAUGAAAUAAUUCCGUUUGAGCAGUCAGUCAAUGCAUGUCGGCUCAAUCGGAGAUGACCUUUCUAUUGCCUAACAUUGAAUAGAGCCCGUAGUGUUAACUUUUUUAAUCAACGUUUUCCAGUUGAGACGUCUGAGAUCUUGGUGCAGACCAGGGGGUAUUGAAGCUCCCUGGUCGGUUAUGAAUUGUUUAACAGGUUCAGUAGUGUUUUUGUUUACCCUCAACCCCACUCACAACGCUGACCUUGUUUCCAUAUGAUGGAAACUUUGCAAAGCUGUUUUUCAUCAAGUACCACAGCCUUGGAAUGUGAAUGUGAGACAGAACACAGCUUGCGGGAGGAACAUAUUUUCAGUAGAUAACUCCUAUGUAAGAGCGUGUAUAGUGUUUUGUUUUAGAACAUCAGAAUCAUUUGAUCAGCUGGACUUGUGUAUUGGCUGCUAUGUAAUUCAUGAACAAACAUGGUAGGUUAGAUUUACUUAAUAUUUAAGAUUGUAUAGUCUUUGUUUUGUAACAUGUUUCUGUAAAUAAAUAAUUUAUACAGCUAUU